Molecule: messenger RNA, 912 nt
Organism: Suillus subaureus
Lineage: Eukaryota; Fungi; Basidiomycota; Agaricomycetes; Boletales; Suillaceae
Exons: 1
Coding region: 321-512 (63 amino acids)
Source: RefSeq, a predicted model, not a curated record
CUAGUAACGAAGAGUAAACUACAUUCGUCGUCUCUCUUUCCUCAUUCGUGGGUGACCACAACGUUCGAACAUCGCAUUGAUUUCGGACUCUCGACAGCGCUGUGUACAGUUGACCAUGCGCAAAUUCAUCUGUGCGAAGGUCAACCACGGUGCGUCGGAGUAUCAGACCUUGCGAGCUAUUGAACGUCGUGGCGCGCUGGAUUAAAAGAGAAUGUGAUGCACGGCAGAUAGAGAACUUCGCCUGCCUGUGGAAUUUGCACUUCAACGAAGUACCGGUGCAGGUACGCACUGGCUCCAGAACGACGUCAUUGAAAUCGUCGAUGAAGACAUUCCCUGCAGAUAGGAAUUUGCGCGUUGAAUAUACUGUGAGAAUAGGAAUUCUACAGCGUCGUCGACAUCAGACGAAGCUCGGUAAUGUUACCCUGAAUGAUGACAUGUUUUUCGGCGGUAGGAACGGGAGCACGAUCGAGGUGAGGGGCAGGAGGGUGAUAAAAACGGAAGCGGGUGCAUGACAUCAAUGUCAAACAUUCGACUUUCAGCUAGUUCAUACGUCCCUCAUGAGACUUUGCCAGCAAUGAGGACCGAAGGUAGUGCCCGCUAUCCAACGGCUGGAUUUUCUUUUGAAAUUGAAUCAGUCACUUAGCAUCGGUAGGAGAGAAAGAAAAGACAACAAACGUCGACUACGGUACUAUAGCUGGAGUGUAGUCUGUUCAACUUUGAGCGUCAUCAUCUCGUGGAGCCUCAAAGGGGCUGGAGUGGGCUGCCGGGGUGCACGUAGAACAUGUCGGUAAAGUGACCCCAUGUGACCUCGCCAAGGAGAUGGCGGGGAACACUAAGAUAACCGGACGAGAUAACAGGACGAAACUGUGUAUUUCUAGAGCGUUAUACAGAUGUCUUGUUUUGAGACGAGCG